This is a messenger RNA of Eurypyga helias (sunbittern), 837 nucleotides long. Its product is annotated as GPI ethanolamine phosphate transferase 1-like. The annotation marks the transcript as partial. The record is from RefSeq and is a predicted model, not a curated record. Gene Ontology annotation, molecular function: mannose-ethanolamine phosphotransferase activity. Gene Ontology annotation, biological process: GPI anchor biosynthetic process. NCBI's taxonomy places the organism in Eukaryota, Metazoa, Chordata, Aves, Eurypygiformes, Eurypygidae. Gene Ontology annotation, cellular component: endoplasmic reticulum membrane. The transcript is spliced from 6 exons.
CUGGGCCUUGCCAGCCUGCUGUUGCCAUGGGUAUACCAGUCUUCAUACUCGCUGGCCUCCUUGUGCAUUGUGUGUUCUUAGUCUCCAUUUUUGACAUCUACUUCAGCUCUCCCCUGGUUCACGGUAUGACUCCUCAGCAGGCCCCGCUGCCACCUCCGGCAAAGCGUCUCGUACUCUUUGUUGCUGACGGUCUGCGGGCAGAUUCGCUGUAUGAACUGAACAGCAACGGUACGCCCCAAGCACCUUACCUGCGGGCUAUUCUCGAGACUAAUGGCAGCUGGGGGAUCUCUCACACCCGGGUCCCAACAGAAUCCAGGCCAGGGCACGUUGCGCUCAUAGCUGGCUUUUAUGAAGAUGUCAGCGCAGUUGCUAAAGGGUGGAAGGAGAAUCCAGUGGAAUUUGACUCUGUUUUCAACGAAAGUAAAUAUACUUGGAGCUGGGGAAGCCCAGAUAUUUUGCCAAUGUUUGCAAAAGGUGCUACUGGAGAUCACGUUUAUACAUUUUGUUACACGGCAGAAAGUGAAGACUUCGGAGCACAAGAUGCAGCCGAGCUUGACAUGUGGGUUUUUGAUCAUGUUAAGAGCUUCUUUAAUUCUUCCAGAAGUAAUCAAACGUUGUUCUCUGCACUGAAUGAAGAGAAAGUGGUUCUGUUCCUGCAUUUGCUAGGCAUAGACACAAAUGGACAUGCUCAUCGGCCAAACUCAAGGGAAUACAAGGAGAAUAUUAAAAAAGUUGAUGAGGGUGUAAAAGAAAUUGCUUUGAUGAUUGAUGAUUUCUAUGGAAAUGAUGGAAAAACUGCAUUUAUUUUAACUUCUGACCAUGGAAUGACAGAUUGGG